AUGCACAAACAAAACUAAGAGAACCAAAUCAUCAUCUUUCUUUCUUCCUCCUCUCCUCCUCAAGAACACAAUCUCAAUCCAUCAUUAUUCUCAUCAAUAUCAUCCAAUUAAAAUGGAAAACAUCAACCAUAUCAAAGAUAAUCCAGUAGAUCCUCAUCAAGAUCAUCAUCAAUUAUCAAAAUUACAAGUCAUUCAUCCAUCACCCAAAUUAGCACCACCAUCUCCACCCUCAAACACCUCUUCCCCAUCCCACGAAUUCUCCUUCACCAUAUCUCUCCACCCCAAUUCCGCCGCCGCCGCCGCCGCCCCUGACAAAUCCAAGCAACCCACUCAUGAUUUCUCUCCGGCAGAUGAGAUCUUCUUCCAAGGUCAUCUCCUUCCUCUCCACCUCCUCUCCCAUCUCCCCCCAAUCUCUCCACGGGCAUCAACAAAUUCUCUCGACAACCUUCCCCUUCCCGUUAAUCAGACCGCCGCCGCCGCCGCCGAUGACAUUAAAGAAAGGACGAAAUCAAAAUCGUUCUCUUACGGCCAACCUCGCCGGAAAGUGAUGGAAUCCAAGGAAAGAACUACAAAGUCGAAAUCUUUCUCAUUUCUUGGAAUACCCAGAUGGAGAACAGAGAAGAAACAGAGCAAUAAUAAUCAGAAGAAUCAGAAUCAGAAUCAGAAUCAGAAUCAGAAAACAGGACUGAAAUUUGAUAUUGGGAAUGUAGUGAAAAGAUACAUAAGAAUGAUGAGACCUCUUAUUCUAUCCUUGAGAGGGAAGAAAGAGAAACCACAUAUUCUACGGCAGCCCCAUUCAUUUUCCGGCAACUUAGUCAGCUGCGGCGGUUCUAGGAAAGGAAGAAUGACCGGAAGGAGGGAUUUCUCGUCGGCGCCGGCAUCAAUGAGAACCUCGCCGGGAAAUAGUGGGCUUUUGGUACCGGUGCCUCCAACCUCGACUAGUGAUAGCACCAUGGAAGAAUUGCAGGCAGCGAUUCAGGCGGCGAUUGCUCAUUGCAAGAAUUCAAUUUCAAUGGAAGAAAAGAUUAAAGCCAAGUGAAGAACAUGAUCAAAUUGAUAAUGAUUUCCUAUAGUUAGUAACUAGCCUGGUAAAUUUGAAAAAAAAAAUUAUAUAUAUCUUGUGAAAUUUUUUUCUUCUAUUUUUAAAAUAUUAUAAUGCUCUCUUUGUAUAAAUAUUAAAAUAAAUAUAUUUUUGUGAAUGUUAUUAACACAAAGAU
Molecule: messenger RNA, 1217 nt
Organism: Impatiens glandulifera
Lineage: Eukaryota; Viridiplantae; Streptophyta; Magnoliopsida; Ericales; Balsaminaceae
Product: BRI1 kinase inhibitor 1-like
Exons: 1
Coding region: 113-1039 (308 amino acids)
Cellular component (GO): plasma membrane
Molecular function (GO): kinase inhibitor activity
Source: RefSeq, a predicted model, not a curated record